AUGGUCUUCGGCCGACGCAAGAGAAGUGCCUCUGCCCAUCACCAACCACUCUCUCCGCCCGCGUCGCAAUCCGCCCAGUCCGCCGCCAGCCAUGCCUUCCUAAGAUCACAACCGUCGACGAGCAGUCUGUCCUCUGCGGCAGCUGCCGCUGCGCUACGCAGCUCCACGCCCACCCCGACGUCCAUCGGAAAUGUCGAGACGAAACGCAUGGUCCAGCGGCGUGCCUCGACCCAGUCGCAGAUUAAUCCUGUUGGCGGUCGUCGCUCGGCAAGCGUGAGUGGGACGCUGCGCCGCUCGAGCAGUAACAGCUCGAUGACGGCACGAACCUUCCGCGAAAAGUCUCCCCAUCGCCCAGCUACAAGCUCUGGACCAGUCAAUGUGCCCCCGUUGCCUAAUCUCCCGACACAGUAUGCACCGCGGAAACUCCCCAAUGGGCGAGCAAUGAGCAUGGGGCCAUCGAUGCGGUCACCCCCAGCAUCUCCGCCGCGGUCCGGAAGGCUAAAUCGGGACCAUGGAAGAGGCUCGCCCAUCCACAUUGAUACACACCAACGUGUGACAAGUCUUGGGACGGUGCCAGAGUUGGAACGAUCAGCGAGUCGCAUUUCGGCGAAUUUCUCGUAUCCCAAUCUUUCACGGCCGACUUCCCCUACCAAGGAACCGGAGAAUGAACCAUCGAAUCUCGCCGGUGUGCUCCAAAAGUCUUCCUUCGAAGAGCCGGAGCGGACUCCCGAAAAGGAAUCUAGGGCUCGGACCUCUGGCAGUGUGGAAGGAAGCCCGGUUGCGAAUAAGGUCCGGGGUCCCUUGGCUGCUUCUGCUGCUGCCCAAGCCCUUAACACGCAAAAGGGUAUUCCCCAGGCAAAGACUCGUGCCGACCAAGUACAAGUUAAACUUGCCGAGGAUGACCUGGACCAAUUUACCGACAAUGUAGGGCCUAUUGCGACCACCAUACCAGAGAGUGAGCAUCCGACCUCGCGAAUUCUUCCUGAGCGGUGGGCGUCAACAGUCCCAGAGGAGACAGAGCCUAUAGACGAAGCCGUUGAUACUCAUAUCAGGGAAGGGAGAAAUCGCAUGACGAGUGCAUCACCAACAGCCGAUCACUUGGAAGCAGUGCCAGAGCAAACCGGACAAUCCCCGCACAUACGCCAGUCGAACAGCCCGGGUCGUGCUCGUUUCUCUCAAUUACUGUCCGUGGCUGAUGAGGGGAAUCAAAUCCAUCAGCCCCCUCCUCGAUCAGUGUCUCCCUUCAAGUCCGCCUUAAAACACCCACGAGGUAGUUCUCUAUCACCAGAAAGGAAUUAUAGUACAACAGGUCGAGCUCUCGCAUCUAGCGAGUUGUCAGAUGGCGGUACCUCGGUGGCAUCAGACGAAGGAUUCCGCAUUGGUGCUAAAAAGAAGACUGCCAAGGUUAGCUUCGAUGAUGAAGCUGAAAUUGUAGGGGUGGCAGCUAGCCCUCCUACCUCGCCAGAGGAGUAUGCACCUGAUUCACCACCCGGCGGCAAAGCCAAGGCUCGUAUGAGUUUCUUUGGCAAGAAGAAGUCACCAUCUGACCCUGUUAUGCAUGACGAUGGCUUCAAUGCGGUCAUCAAACCUCGACAAGCUCUUCCAUCGUUUGGUAGCGUUAGAGGCAACCGAAAGGGUGGUCUCCAGAGAUCGCCCAUUCCAGAUUUCAGCGAUAACGAAUCCAGUUCCUCCUCUGAAAACGAGGUUGCAACUCAGCCGAGGGUUGCAUUAUCAAACGAUCAUGCAAUCGCAGGCAUGCUCUCCAAAACUCAAGAUCAUGGUUACUUUAAGCCUCGCGAUGUUAGUACUCUGGAGCAAAUGUCCGUCAAUGGUGCUACCAACUUGGGGGCGGACAGGGGGUCGAAAGUCAUUGGUAUCACUGAGCAAAAGCCGUAUACCGGUGUGAGCGCUGAACUUUCUGUGCCUGCGAUUGCUGUUGAACCAGCUACCCCCCUCUAG
This is a messenger RNA of Penicillium canescens, 1959 nucleotides long. RefSeq lists its product as uncharacterized. The record is from RefSeq and is a predicted model, not a curated record. NCBI's taxonomy places the organism in Eukaryota, Fungi, Ascomycota, Eurotiomycetes, Eurotiales, Aspergillaceae. The transcript has 2 exons. Bases 1 to 1959 code for a protein of 652 amino acids.